Bufo gargarizans (Asiatic toad) is the source of this 2603-nucleotide messenger RNA. RefSeq names its product high affinity cGMP-specific 3',5'-cyclic phosphodiesterase 9A-like. The record is from RefSeq and is a predicted model, not a curated record. Gene Ontology annotation, biological process: cGMP catabolic process. Bases 1 to 1635 code for a protein of 544 amino acids. The transcript is spliced from 15 exons. Lineage: Eukaryota; Metazoa; Chordata; Amphibia; Anura; Bufonidae. Gene Ontology annotation, molecular function: 3',5'-cyclic-GMP phosphodiesterase activity.
AUGGCGUCCGAAGUAUCGCGAGACUUUGGACGCGCCAUUUUGGGGUCGUGGCUGCGGCACAGAGCGCGCAAAGGCCGGGAGGUGAAGAGAGCGGAGGGGCGGAGUCUCAGGCUCCAGAAGACGGCGAAAAUGGCCGUUCAGAGCGGCUGGAGAGAGAGGGGAAAGAAACAGCAGGGACAGAGGGAAGAACCUCCCGCCCUAUACCCCCUCCCCUCUAGCUGGGGAGGAAAAACACCUGGUCGGGCGCAAUAUAGAGCAUUCAGAAUUAAUGAGCUGAAGAGAGAAGUCUUUGAACGUCUCACAACCUUAGAGCAGAGGGUGGAAGUUGCUGAUGUAACGUUAUCUUGUAUGAAGCCACCUAUAAGUGAAAUUGGGUCUAGAAAAAGUGUAAAAGAACAUAAGAAGCAUCACUCUGUGCCUGAUGUUUCCUCUGCUCAUCUUCUAGCUGAAGGUCGUAAAGCUAUUGACAUUGACAAGUAUAAGAAUGAAGUGAAGAAGCUGCGGGAUGAACUGGAGGAAAGAAGUAACAGCAGACUGAGCUGUCCCUGUAAAUAUUCCCGCUCUGAAGACAUCAUCCGGAUAGACCGCCGCAGAGAUGUUCCCAAUUAUCCCAAGUAUACGUUGUCUUCUGAAACCAUCGAGACCUUGAAGAAACCCACCUUUGACGUCUGGCACUGGGAAUACAAUGAGAUGCUGAGCUGUCUGGAGUUUAUGUAUCAUGACCUUGGACUUGUUCUGGAAUUCAACAUGAACCCCAUGACCCUGAAGCGCUGGCUGUUGUGCAUCCAGGAAAAUUACAGAACCAACCCGUUCCACAACUUCCGGCACUGCUUCUGUGUGACGCAGAUGAUGUAUGGGAUGAUUCACCUCUGCAAGCUCCAGGGCCGGCUGUCGCUUGUGGAGUUGGGGGUUCUUAUGACGGCCGCAGUGUGUCAUGAUCUUGACCACCCAGGAUACAACAACACGUACCAGAUCAACGCCCACACCGAGCUGGCGAUUCGUUACAAUGAUAUAUCUCCUCUGGAGAACCAUCACUGCGCAGUGGCAUUCCAAAUUCUGGCACAGCCAGAAAACAACAUCUUCUCCAAUAUUUCCCCCGAGCAUUUCAAGCAGAUGCGUCAGUCUAUUAUUCGCCUGAUUUUAGCAACUGACAUGGCUCGGCACGGCGACAUCUUGGAAUCCUUUAAACAGAUUGUUUCCAAUUUUGACUUCAGUAAUGAGGAACAUGUGAAAACCCUGCAGAUGUUGCUGAUAAAAUGCUGCGAUAUCUCCAAUGAAGUGCGCCCCACAGAGGUGGCGGAGCCCUGGGUGGACUGUCUGCUUGAGGAGUAUUUCAUGCAGAGCGAUCGUGAAAAAUCUGAGGGUCUCCCCGUGACCCCAUUCAUGGACCGUGAUAAGGUCACAAAACCAAAGGCCCAGAUUGGAUUCAUUAAAUUCGUCUUGAUUCCGAUGUUUGAGACGGUCAUGAAGCUUUUCCCACAAAUAGAAGAGGUGAUGGUGUGCCCCCUGCAGGAGGCGAGGGAUCACUACGAGGAGCUCAUGCAGCUGGAAGAGGCAAUGGCAGAGGUCCAGCAGAAGAAGGCAGAGAUCCUGUCUGGCGGAGGCAAGGCGAAGCGGAACAUAGAAACCUUGUAGCUGUGUAUAAUUUACUUUUCCAUGUGCAAUAAAAUGUGUAAACCUGGCGGUGCGGCCCAGAGCCCCCGGUGUGAUCAGUAGGAGCGAGGCGAUGAUUAAUUUUACUCCGCUCUGACCUCUCCAGCAGUCCUGCAUGUACUGGCGCGCGCGCUGUUUUCUUAAAUACGUAAUUGAUGUGGCGUUCUAAGUCUCCUUUUCCUUGCCAGUUGUGCGCCUUUAAACAGCAGGGGUGCAGCUCUCUGCUUUUUGGACUCGGUAUUUGGGGGAAUAUGUUGGGAGUCAUUAAAUAAGGAUUAGCCCCAUUCAAUGCUCAGACGCCAGGUUAGAAUAACAGAUCUGGGCAGCCCCUCAGAGCUGAUAGAUCUCUGCAUUUUCUGAAUGGAAAUGUGCCUUCUCCUGGAGACAGACUUUCGUCCGAUGUUCACUCCACGUUCAGGAAUUCUAUACAUUUCUAAUAUCUUUGUGGUUUUACAGGGUAGCAGGUUAUGGGGUUAUUCCAGGAGCUCCCAUAGACUGCAGCCACGGGUUGAAUUAUAAUAAAAAAAUGUAUUAAUCUUCCAUUCACAGUUCUGUACACAGCAGCAUUAUCCCAUCUGUGAGGGCCUCAUCCUGAGCUCUCUAGAUCAUGCAUAGAAUGUCCAAGUCACAGUACAGAAUGGGUGAGAACAGGAAAAGCUGGGAAAAUAUAUUUUCCCCCACUGUCGGCAGCCGCUAGGCUGGCAAUUAAGAGAAUUAGCAGCCAGCUGAGGAGCUCGGGUAAAUGUGGGCUGAGCGCCUCAAUCAGGGCUCCCAGUCUGGGGAAGGAGCAGUCUGCGGCCCUCUAACCCUGUGUGGGGUAAGCACGGUGCUGUGUUUUGGGGAGCUGGCUGGUAGACCCAGAUCCCGAUAGAGAGGGAGAACUACUGUAUAGUCAGUGGCCAGACGGCCUAGGGAUUUGUGUUUAGGAUUUAUGUUUGGUCUGCUGUUAA